ACCGAGCGAACGCCAAAAUGUUUUUCGAAAGUUUCCUUUUAAAUCUCACGGUCAUCAUCGUUCUCGUUGUCGCACUUAUAUUCGACUAUGUUACCAAAUUCUUCAGCUAUUGGUACAUCAGACAUAUCCCUUACAAAACCUGCGUACCCUUCUUCGGAUCGGACUAUCACAGAGUCUUAGGCAUCAGAAGCAAUACUGACGAGGUAAACAAAUUCUACAACGAUUACCCCAAGGAAAAGUUCGCCGGAGCAGUCAAGAGUCGAAUUCCAGACCUCAUUGUUCGAGACCCGGAAGCAGUUAAAAGGAUGUUGUCAACAGAUUUUGCAAAUUUCCACAGCAGAGGCCUCGGCCUGGACAAAUCUCAGGAUGUUUGUUUACGAAACAAUUUGUUUUACGCCGACGGAGAAAAGUGGACCUUGCUGAGGCAAGGCGUAGAGUCGCUUGUCAAAGACAUGGAAUGGGGCAAGAGAGAUUUAAAUGAAUGUUUGUCCGGAACAAAUGGAGACGUUAUCGUUCAACAUUUGCUGUCAAAGGUAUUGGAUUUCAUAUUCAGGGAUUUGUUAGUGGACGAUACCGAUGCUGCUGUUAUAACGAGCCUUACAUCGGCCGCGCAGAACCGCUCUCUGGCAGGCAAAUUUAAGACUUACUUGAAAAAUGUAUUUCCGUCGCUAUACGAACUGUUUGGAUUGAAAACGUUAGUGGGUGAGCCGUCAAAAGAAACUGUAAGAGCGUUGCAACAUUCUAAACUGCUUGAGAAAAUAAAAAGUGGAUCGGUUUUUCAAAUGGGAAUAAAAGAAAAAGACAGAAGGAACACAAACGAGACUGACUUUGCGUUUUCCACUCUGGCUAUGUUCGUAAACGAAGGCUAUAUACCGUGUCUCUAUUUACUCACAUCGAUGUUUUAUGACUUAGCAAAACAUCCUGAAGUACAAAAGAAAGUAAGACAAUCAGUUUCCAAUAAUGAUGAUAAGUAUUUGGAUGCUGUUAUUAAAGAAUCGUUGAGACUUCACCCUUCGUACUCAGUGAUUAGUAGGCAAUGUGUGAAAAUGUACCAAUAUCCAGAAAAUAAAUUGGUAAUUGAUAAAAAAAUCACUCUGAGUAUACCAGUGGAAGCGAUACACAGAGAUGAGACAUAUUAUGAGAAGCCUACGGUUUUUAACCCUGAAAGAUUUUUAAUGAAUUACGAUGCUAAUAAUUAUUUUCCUUUUGGCGUCGGACCGAGAAAAUGUGUUGGUGAAAAUUUAGCAUAUCAGAUCAUCGCAGACGUAGCCAGGAAUGUACUAACCCACUACGAAAUACAGCCAUGCGAUAGAACGCCCAAAUCUCUCCCGGUGUCUGAUUUCAACUUCGGGAGAAUCGUGGACCAAGACAUUUGGCUUCGGUUCAAGCCAGUUACUUCUUAAGAUAAAGGUGUUGAAUGUAUCUAGAGGUAACGUUUUAACUUAUAUUCAGAUGAGUUUCAUGGAAGCUUAUAAGUUUGAGUUUGGUGUUAAAUUGAAAUUAAAAAUUUUUGGUUAAUGUAUUUUGAUACUGGUAAUACACAGAUAGAAAAAAUACAAUAUUCCUUAAUUCAAAUCGCAUGAUGUGGCCUCAGACUGAGGACUAAUAGUAAUGGAAAAUAAAUAAUUAAUUAAAACCUUAAUAAGAGUAAGUAUAUUUAAAAAUGUAAGAAGGUAAGAAUUUAAAAAGUUGUGGUAGGUACUUAAAAACAGGGUUAUUUUUAGAAACAAGUUUAUCUUAAGUUUCAUGUGCAUUUAAUAUGUUUUUUAAAGAAUAAAUAUAAAAAUAUUUAAGUGUAUGUAAGAAUUUUCUAUUUAUUUAUUUAUUUUUAGCUAU
Messenger RNA from Amyelois transitella, 1836 nucleotides. It is a transcript of the gene CYP338A1, whose product is annotated as cytochrome P450 6B1. The transcript is spliced from 2 exons. Bases 18 to 1403 code for a protein of 461 amino acids. Gene Ontology annotation, molecular function: monooxygenase activity; iron ion binding; heme binding. The record is from RefSeq and is a predicted model, not a curated record. NCBI's taxonomy places the organism in Eukaryota, Metazoa, Arthropoda, Insecta, Lepidoptera, Pyralidae.